Molecule: messenger RNA, 1703 nt
Organism: Carassius gibelio (silver crucian carp)
Lineage: Eukaryota; Metazoa; Chordata; Actinopteri; Cypriniformes; Cyprinidae
Exons: 5
Coding region: 239-1060 (273 amino acids)
Biological process (GO): proteasome localization; nuclear protein quality control by the ubiquitin-proteasome system
Cellular component (GO): nucleus
Source: RefSeq, a predicted model, not a curated record
GUGGGCGGGGUCUGGCGGAUGAAUGAGUGCAGAGCGCGCGCUCUCGGCGCCAAACAGAAACUUUCCUCCGCGCUUCAUCGCUGUUUAAUGGUUUAUUUUAUUAAUGUUCUUCAGAUUUUUUCUCUUUUUAGUUUUCAUCGGUGUUUUGAGUCGCGUUCCCGAAGGUUAUUUUAGUUUCACGCUGAAAAACUGAGAGUUUAUCGCGCGUUUCGUGCAGGAAGAGAAGAAAGAGUUUAAAAUGGCAGAUGAUUCUGAUCAGAGAUCAGUUUUAAUGGAGAUCCCAGAACCACAGGCCAAGAUCACAGGACGUCUGAGGAGAUCCUACAUGGAUGUGCUGUCCGGCGGAGCGAGACACGGGAGACGGGGACACGCGUGUGUGUGUGUGUGUCGUGACGUCAGGACUCUCAAACACUCCUCAGUGUCUGAAGUGGACGCAGGUCGAGAGAGACGCCGGACUCCAGGCCGUUUGGACACGUGUGUGACGUCCGUCUCCAGACACCUGCUCAGAAGUCUUCUGCUGGCCGAGCAGUCCGUUCAGAUGGCGUCCGUCUCGCUGACCUCUGACCUCAGGCUCUUACUGGAGGAUCUGCAUCAGAAGAAGAGCAGCGUGUACAGAUCCAUCCCAUACUCCCGUCUGGGCUCCAACAGAGACGCACACUGCUUCAGGAAAGCCCGGCCUCAGCUGAUGGCCUUCAGGCGCUCGUGUCAGGACGGAGGCCGUCUGCUGCUGCAGGAAGCUCAGUGGGAGAAGCUGCUGGAGUUUGUUCAGACGGCGUGUCGCUACGCCAGCGAGCUCCCGCAGUGGGAGACCAGCUCCCAUAAUGCACUGCAGGAGCACUGCUACAACACGCUAGCAGCGUUCUGUACCGCGGCGCUGAGGAAACACAGACCCACCGCACGCAGAGCUGGAGAACUGCUGCGCAGGUUCAAAAUGGCUCCGGUGUCGAGUCACGUGAUCGGGCCGUGUUUAGAAGAGCUGGAGAAGAUCCUGCAGGGAUAUCAGAGCGGAGAAUCACACACACAGAUCCUCCUGAGUGACGUCGCUGAGGUCUCACUGUGAAGCACGUCGAUCCGUCAGCGCACGAGACUCCGCCCAGCAGCGUGAGACCCCGCCCACCAGCGCACGAGACCACGCCCACAGCACUCGAGACCCCGCCCGUCAGCGCUCUACACCCCGUACAUAUAGAUAGACAUUUUGUGGACUUGAGCCAGCGCUGACAUCACAUCUCUAGGUAUGUUUACAUGGACAGUUUUGCCUCCAUUGGAGUGAAUUCGUUCUGAUCGGUGAAUCUGAACGUAGUGUUUACAUGAACGCUAUAUAAAGUGAUCGGGUUUAUAAGCGCGAUUGUCACGAGCUUCUGAUCGGAUUUACUCUUUUGACAUGCGCACACUGCAUGAAUAUAGUUUCCCGCUGUGGUCACAUGCUGUUUUAAAAAGCACGCGUGAUAUUUAUCUACUUCUGGUUCUAGUUAGAUGACGAUAAGCACAUGAACUGUUGUGCAGUGCUGCUAAAAAUACUCCGCCCCGACUCUCGCUGACCGCCAUCAGCACAUGUGACAUUACUUCAUUACUUGAAUUAUGUUUUUGUUUUGGUGCUGUAUUGAGCAGUUGUAAAUGUGUUUGUAUGUGAAUGUUUGUCUCGUCUGUUCGUGCUGCACUUUGAAAUGUCUGUUAUAGUUUGUAAUAAAUGCAUUAGUUUUCUC